UCGUCUGCGCCUGCGUACUGAGUGUAAUGAAAGGUAGCAUCAAAGCCUUGUAGCGUUUGGGUCAUCUAGUUUGUUCGGGGAAAUCUGUCAUCAUCGGAGAUUACCCCACGAUUUACUAGUUUUGUGUAAUCUAUCUGUGUUUUAGAUUAAUUUCACGAUUUAAAGGUGAUGCGAUUACUAGUACAAAUAGACUAAAUACGAGAGAAAUAGCGUAUUUAGUUACAGCCCGGAAUCGCUGCUGUAACGCUAUCGACGGUUAGCAUUAGCAGCUAGGACCGCGGCCCAAGCUUGUUAGAUUUACACAAAACGGGACAAUUGUCCAGUUUUUUUUAUUAGACUUUUAACCAACACAUUGCUGCCUAAUGGCUUGUGGGGCUACUCUGAAGAGGACCAUGGACUUUGAUCCACUCAUGAAUCCUGCUUCGCCCAAGAGAAGAAGAUGCGCUGGGAUCAUGUCUCCGGUCUCUUCACCGCAAAAGUAUCUUCGAUUAGAGCCUUCGCCUUUUGGAGAAGUGUCUUCUAGGAUUACCACAGAGCAAAUUUUACACAAUAUCAAACAAGAGUAUAAGCGGCUGCAAAAGCGACGACACCUGGACACUGUUUUCACACAGGACGGCUGUUGUCCUCUGGACCUGCAGCAUGUUCCCAGUGGAUCUGUCCUACCAGGUGCAUCUCCAGGUGGUUCAUCCCCCACCAGGAAAGAGCAGCCUCUGUUCUCCCUUAGACAAGUUGGGAUGAUUUGUGAAAGACUACUGAAAGAACGUGAGGACAAAAUCCGUGAAGAGUAUGAAGAGAUACUGACGACCAAGCUGGCAGAGCAAUAUGAUACAUUUGUUAAAUUCACACAUGAUCAGCUGAUGCGACGGUUCGGGGAACAGCCUGCCAGCUAUGUUUCCUGAGUUUCACCAUCAGACAUCAGGGAUUAUUGUUUGCUCCUCCUGGGGUGCAGUUGGCCCGACUUUGACUUCCCUCCCUCCUGGCUGUGCCCUGUUACCUCCGUGGACUUCACUGCCUCAGGCGGCAUCUAGUUGACUUCUUCAGUUUUGCAGAGUCUGAGUCUGGAGGAGGGUUUCCUGCUGCCAACGUGUCAGGGGUCACGGUCACUCUCCCGGUGACCUCCAACUGCCAUGUUCAUAUUUAUUUGGCUUUAUCCUGAUGCCUUCAUAAAGAAUCCGACUGCCAACACACAUUAGGCCUUUACAUUUGAUUUUAAUUUUUCCUUCAGAUCAAGAUAUUUUAAAGUGCAGGUUGUUGUGCAGCAUCUUUUUGUACAUUUUUUUAAAGGGAUUGAACCUUGAACUGAGACAACCUUUUGACUGGACUCCAUAAACUGUAGUUUUUUUUUUGUUUUUGUUUUUCUGAUGUUUUAAAACAGUAUCGGUGGUUACUGCGAUGACAUUUGUAUACACUGUGCUUUUUAUCUUUGCUUGAUUUUUAAUCAUUGUAUUAUAAUUUCAUUUAAUUUGCUGUAGGUAUAAAUGGGGCUGUGUUUCAAGAAAAAAAAUGAACAAAUAAAGUGCAUAUGGUAUGAAUGCAUACUCUUACCCAAA
Molecule: messenger RNA, 1550 nt
Organism: Cynoglossus semilaevis (tongue sole)
Lineage: Eukaryota; Metazoa; Chordata; Actinopteri; Pleuronectiformes; Cynoglossidae
Gene: akirin2
Product: akirin 2
Exons: 5
Coding region: 363-899 (178 amino acids)
Biological process (GO): positive regulation of transcription by RNA polymerase II; positive regulation of innate immune response
Cellular component (GO): chromatin; nucleus
Molecular function (GO): transcription coregulator activity
Source: RefSeq, a predicted model, not a curated record